GCAUAUGAAGUGAGUCGGUGUACUUUUGUUAACUAAUUACAGUAAAGAUAGAUGAUUUCUACUCUGAAAUGUCUUACAGCAGGAAUUCAUGGAGUCCAAAUUUGAGAGCAAUGGGACAGCAGUUACUGAGUUCAUUCUUCUGGGCUUGGUAGAGACAGCAGGGCUGCAGCCAGCCAUCUUUGUAAUCUUCUUCUUUGCUUACCUGCUCACAGUUGGGGGUAACCUCAGCAUCCUAGCCGCUGUCUUGGUGGAACCCAAACUCCACACCCCCAUGUACUUCUUCCUGGGGAAUCUGUCUGUGCUGGAUGUGGGGUGCAUCAGCGUCACCAUUCCCUCCAUGUUGGUUCGUCUCUUGUCCCACAAGCGUACAGUUCCGUAUGGAGCCUGCCUCGCACAGCUCUUCUUCUUCCAUCAGCUGGCUGGAGUUGACUGCUUCCUGUUGACAGCCAUGGCUUAUGACCGCUUCCUGGCCAUCUGCCGGCCCCUCACCUAUAGCACCCGCAUGAACCACACAGUCCAGAGGAUCUUGGUGGCCACAUCCUGGGCUUGUGCCUUCAGCAAUGCACUGACCCACACUGUGGCCAUAUCCACACUCAACUUCUGUGGCCCCAACGUGAUCAACCACUUCUACUGCGACCUUCCACAGCUCUUCCAGCUCUCCUGCUCCAGCACCCAGCUCAAUGAGCUGCUGCUCUUUGGUCUGGGUGUCCUCAUGGCUGGUGCACCUGUGAUUCUCAUUGUCACCUCUUACAUCCACGUGGCAGCUGCAGUCCUGCGAAUCCACUCUGCUGAGGGCAGGAAGAAAGCCUUCUCCACCUGUGGCUCACACCUCACUGUGGUAGGCAUCUUCUACGGGACAGGUGUCUUCAGCUACAUGAGGUUGGGGUCAGUGGAGGCCUCAGACAAGGACAAGGGCAUUGGCAUCCUCAACACUGUCAUCAGUCCCAUGCUGAACCCACUCAUCUAUAGCCUUCGGAACCCCGAUGUGCAGGGUGCCCUGAGAAGGGUACUCACAGGAAAGCGAGACAUGGCAUGAGGGGACAUAGAGGGGAGAAGACACAGUAUCAGCUGGGUAUGGUGGUGCACACGUAAUCCCAGCACUUGGGAGUAGAGGGAGGAGGGUAAAAAAUUCAAUCUCUUCUUUGACAGCAACUCUGAGGCCAGCCUGGGCUGCAUGAGAUCCUGUCUCAAGAAAAAUAAAACACAAUAAUUCAACAUCAAGAUUUUUCCUUAAAUUUGUUUUAUUAUUCUGCAAGUCUUUGUGAUAAAACCUGAGCUGAAUGAAAUAAAAAUUGAGAUUUAUAUGUAUAUUUUUUCUUACCGUACACAAAUGUUACACUAUUUUAU
Molecule: messenger RNA, 1347 nt
Organism: Meriones unguiculatus (Mongolian gerbil)
Lineage: Eukaryota; Metazoa; Chordata; Mammalia; Rodentia; Muridae
Product: olfactory receptor 3A1-like
Exons: 1
Coding region: 89-1036 (315 amino acids)
Biological process (GO): G protein-coupled receptor signaling pathway
Cellular component (GO): membrane
Molecular function (GO): olfactory receptor activity; G protein-coupled receptor activity
Source: RefSeq, a predicted model, not a curated record